Messenger RNA from Capsicum annuum, 798 nucleotides. RefSeq names its product zinc finger HIT domain-containing protein 3. The transcript is spliced from 7 exons. Gene Ontology annotation, biological process: snoRNA localization; maturation of LSU-rRNA from tricistronic rRNA transcript (SSU-rRNA, 5.8S rRNA, LSU-rRNA); box C/D snoRNP assembly. The coding region runs from base 55 to 462 and encodes 135 amino acids. The record is from RefSeq and is a predicted model, not a curated record. NCBI's taxonomy places the organism in Eukaryota, Viridiplantae, Streptophyta, Magnoliopsida, Solanales, Solanaceae. Gene Ontology annotation, cellular component: nucleus; pre-snoRNP complex.
AAAAUAUAUCUUUCUUUUACAAACAUCACAAAAUCAUUCAUUCAAAGAAGAAAAAUGGGAUCGAAAAAAUGUGAAGUAUGUGAUGAAGCAAAGUCCAAAUACAAGUGUCCCAAUUGCUUCAUACCUUAUUGUUCUUCGGUAUGUUUCAAGAAGCAUAAAGAAAUUCCAUGUGUUAAACCGGAACCGGAACCUGCUUCUGAAGAAAAGCUUGCUUCUGCUCAGGCACUGCAUGUAGACAAUCCAAUCUAUGUUGAUGAGCCUAGCGAGGCACUGAAUCAGUCGCAGCUAGAGUCUAUAGCUUCUUCCACUGAAAUUCUUGAGGCUAUAAGGAACAAAGAGCUUCAAAAACUCAUAUGCAACCUGGAUUCUUCUUUGGAUGCAGAGAAUGAACUUGACAAGGCAAUGGAAAAGGAAGAAUUUCGCAUAUUCAGUGAAAAGAUUUUGUCUAUAAUUAGUCAAUGAAGACUUCAACAGGAUGCUAUAACAAAGGAAGGUCCUUCAAUUCAGAAACUAUCACUAUGUCGUUGGAGGUAUCUACCAAGAAGAUUUUGCUAGAAUGUUACAUUUUAUUUCCCUUAUGAAAGGAUUUUAUAGAGUUAUAAAAAUAGUUCUAUUGUAAUAAUUACAAAUUAGUGAUGUCUUACUCUAGUAGUUGGCCAGUGUUAGACUGGCACUCUUGUUUCUCUUACACUACAAAAUUUGGUUGUGAGAAAGCACUCGUGGUCGAUCCACGUUGUAAUCAUCCUGCAAACACACACAAAUUGAAUCAAUCCCAAGUUUAUGCUGUUUAAUCUGAAA